Molecule: messenger RNA, 459 nt
Organism: Chironomus riparius
Lineage: Eukaryota; Metazoa; Arthropoda; Insecta; Diptera; Chironomidae
Source: the annotation of a GenBank genome assembly
AUGAAUGAAAUUCGGGAAGUUGUAAAGACAGAAAAGAACCAUUUUAUUGAAACUGAAGAGGAAGUUGAGGUUGUUGCCAUGGUUUUUGAGGGAAUUGAGAAGGCUGAGAGUGGCGUGAAGACACCUGCAUUAUUAAAACCUAGUGUGAAGACACCUGAAUUACUACAAUUUAUUGUGAAGAGAUCUGAAUUACCACAAUUUAGUUUGAAUACACCUGAAUUAAUACAACUUAGUGUUAAGGCACUUGAAUUACCACAACUUAAUGUGAAUGCACCUGCAUUAAUAAAACCUAGUGUGAAGAUGCCUGAUUUAAUGCAACUUAGUGUGAAGACACCGAAACUUCAAAAAAUUAACAGUCAAAGCUCAAAAGAAUCUUAUUUUGCACUUCCAACAACUUUUCAUCUCAAUACCUCUGCCAACACAAAUUAUCCACAAUGCAAACAAUUAUUUCAGUCAUAA